Molecule: messenger RNA, 1685 nt
Organism: Betta splendens (Siamese fighting fish)
Lineage: Eukaryota; Metazoa; Chordata; Actinopteri; Anabantiformes; Osphronemidae
Product: butyrophilin subfamily 3 member A3
Exons: 10
Coding region: 178-1377 (399 amino acids)
Molecular function (GO): protein binding
Source: RefSeq, a predicted model, not a curated record
UGCGUCGUUACGUCACUGGCGGAAAAACCCGAAGCUGUCCGAGCGGUCUAGUAUGUAAACAAGGUCAGAGACUGCAGCACACGGUCCAAACAUUCCCAACCCCGGACCCGCUCAGACAAGACGGGACCGAACCUCUUCAGUCCAGAACCCGAGGAGCCGGAUCUUGAAGCAGCCAAGAUGAUGCAGUGCUUUCACUUCAUGGUGGAGCCGGCCAAAAGCCUCACAGCCAAGAUAAAGGAAUCUCAUAAGAAAGCAAAGAAGGACAGGACGGAGCCUCUGAAUGACGAUCAGCUGUUUGUUGUGGAUCUGGCACGAGACCUGAGCCGCGUGUGUCAGAGGUCGGCCGUCCUCGAGCACAUCUGGAACCUGGAGGACACCUGGCCGACCCUUCUCUGCCGGGCCUUCAUCCUUCAGUGGGCGUCCGUGCUUGAGACCAAGACGAGGCCGAUGCAGACGGACGGCUGGCCCGAGACGGUUGAGGGCAAACUGCCUGAUCUGAUUAAUGAGCAGGACCUGCUGCAGGCCAAGGCCAGGAUCCUGAACUGGGUCAAGGACCUGAGAGCUCAGCCUGAGCAAAGCGUGUGGCCCGGUGAACCCGUGGCAAAGGUUCUGGAGGACCUGCAGUCGGCCUGGCGCUGGGGCCGCGUGCCCUACCUGCUGACGGCCAUGGAGCUGCUCAUGUGGACCUUGGUGCUGCAGCGUCCAGAUAAGGACACCAUUCCACAGCAGUGGCUCACCUGGAAGCAGAGGAGUCAAAACAUUGGUGCCAUAUCGUACGUUCCUCAACCAGUAAGGAACUGGAUCUCAGACGCUGCAGUUGAGGUGACUCUGGAUCUGGACUCAGCCAACCCCGACCUCCUCAUCUCCGGUGACGAGAAGAAGAUGCGGUGCGGCUUCGAGAGGAAGGAUGUUCCUAACCACCACCAGCGCUUUGACGGCUGGUGGUGCGCUGUGGGGGCGGAGGGCUUGGGCCCCGGCCGUUACUACUGGGAGGUGGAGGUGGGCGAGCGGGACUGGAGACUGGGGGUGGCUAAGGAGUCCGCCCUGAGGAAGGGCUUCAAAUCGCUGAACACCAACACAGGGUACCUGACCUUACGGCUGGAGAGGGGCACCGAGCUGAAGGCGCUCACCGUGCCCUUCACUGCCCUGCCGCCGGGCCUCAUCCCACGCAAGGUGGGCGUCUACCUUGACUACGACAACGGGCAGCUGUCGUUCUACGACGUGGACAAACACUUCCACAUUUACACCUACAACGAGAGCUUCACUGAGAAGCUGUUCCCCUUGUUUGGUACGGUGGAGAUUGUCAAGGAUCUGGUGAUCAGGUCCCCAGCAGCUAAGACCCAGUGUCUGUGUUCAACAUCCUGCCUGUGGGGAUGAGAUUCCCUCACAUCCACCACCACUUCCAUCAAAGCCCAGUAGACGUGAUAGGAAAGGAUCACAAACCUGGUUAUGUACUAGUCUAAUCAGAGUCAGAGCUUCCGAUGUAAACCAUCGUGCUGUGUAAUGGCUUGACAAUGCUCUCUGCUGCUGCUUCAAUGUGAUUGUUGCUAUCACUUUCACACUGUAGGUUUUAUAGUGUAACACACACCUAAUGUAUUUUCAAAAAAUAAAUGUAUAGUAUUACAGUAUGUAAUCCUGUAAUGAGAAUUCACUCUGGAAAAAAAAUAAAACAAAUCUGCGUCUUA